Molecule: messenger RNA, 1317 nt
Organism: Penicillium digitatum Pd1
Lineage: Eukaryota; Fungi; Ascomycota; Eurotiomycetes; Eurotiales; Aspergillaceae
Source: RefSeq, a predicted model, not a curated record
AUGUGCAAAACGGAUUGGUCAAAUGUAAACCCGAAAACUCAAGCUGCCGACGGCGACCGGUGGCUGUGUAUUCCUGAGGCGAUCAAAGAUGAUAUCUUCGAAAUGGCACACGGUGACGGACACCUCGGUUUCCAUCGCGCCUGGCAGAAGAUGCGAGGCUUUGUCAUACACAAGGGAGCAAAAAAGCUCCGGGUGUAUAUCGACCAGUGUGACGAGUGCAAGAAAAACGCAGUACAUCGUCACAAACCAUACGGAUCACUUCAGCCGAUUCUCGCGCCACCGAUCCCGUUUCAUACGCUGACAAUUGACUUUGUUACCGGCCUGCCACGCACGAACAAGGGUUUCGAUGCGGUGGCAAUCUACACAUGUAAAUCCACAAAGCGUAUCGAAGGGCGACUGGGGAUCCCCGUGGUGUGGAUCUCCGACCGGGACAAGCGCUUUGUUCAAGGCUUCUGGAAGGGUAUAUUUACUGCCCUACGCACUGAGCUCCUAUAUAAGGCGGCGUAUAACCCACAGGCGGACGGCCAAUCGGAACGUUCGAACCAAACAGGCGAAAUCUGGCUACGCCACUGGCAGAAUAUCCACCAGGAAGCGGAUUGGGACGAAGGUCUCGCGCCAAUGCAAGCCUCACUGAAUGCCUCAGUCAAUGUAUCCACUGGCGACCCACCACACAAGCUUAUGUUCGGUGUCGAUCUACGUAUGCCGUGGAAUCUCCUCCGUCAGGCUUUCGUCGGAUCUCCCCAAGCGAGCCGACAGGACGCCGACGAAUGUGCCAAGUACGCGGCUAUGGUGAUGAAGAAGCAAUACGAUAGCCGUCACAAGCCUAUCUUUUUCCAGAAGAGUGACUUCGUAUACUUACGUCUUGCGCAAGGGACUGAGCCGGGUUAUGUAUGGCCAUCGCGCAACAUCACAAGGAAACUUACCCAGCGACAUAUCAAGUGCCGUGUCAUUGAACGCGUCGGACGCCUGGCGUAUCGCUUACAGAUGCCGCCAGAGCUUGCUGGAGCUCACCCAGUGGUAUCAUUACAACACCUAGAACGUGCCCCUCAAGAAGGCGAUCUCUCUUCAGCUGAACCUCCCUCCACGUUCGACCCACGCUUCCCAGAAGACACAGAUCGUGCAGGCGUAGACGCGGUCCUGGACAUGCGACACAGAGGCCGCGGACGGGGUCGACGAAAGCAGUACCUAGUCCGGUGGUCCGGAGUGGGGAAUGAACACCUGGAGUGGCUGGAUGAGGAUAACCUGGUGGGAGCAGAAGAAAAGGUCCUAGAAUACCUCCAAGACUUCCUGCAUCAUACGCAGGAGUCCACAAAUUAA